Theobroma cacao (cacao) is the source of this 1990-nucleotide messenger RNA. RefSeq names its product cytokinin response factor 6 (gene CRF6). Gene Ontology annotation, biological process: regulation of DNA-templated transcription. Lineage: Eukaryota; Viridiplantae; Streptophyta; Magnoliopsida; Malvales; Malvaceae. The record is from RefSeq and is a predicted model, not a curated record. Gene Ontology annotation, molecular function: DNA binding; DNA-binding transcription factor activity.
UCCUGUUUCUCUCCUCAUUCUCUCUAGUCUCUCGCCCUUUACUUUCCAGCAAGGUUUUUAUUACGCUUUGGAAAAAUCGUUUCUUUACAGAUUAUUCUCUCUUUUAAAGUAAAAAAAAAAUCCCAUCUUUGAUGUAAAAUAUUGGAAAAUGAAUCCCGCGAGUUCGUUCCGAGUGAAAUACGCAGAGCGAAGAAGAGUUACUAAUAAGUUAGUGAAGCCGUCGAGCAAGUGGUUUUCCAUGGAGUCCAGAGCCAAAGCCCCUAGAAUUGUCAGAAUUUCUGUCACCGAUGGCGAUGCAACGGAUUCUUCUAGCGACGAGAGCGAACAUGAGAGAAAUCAUAGAGUGAAAAGGUAUGUAAACGAAAUCAGGAUCGAAGAUUGUUCCACAUUCAAUUUCUCCAAGUCAGCAAACAAGCAAAACAAGCAAACAAAUAGUAAGUGCAAUCCAGUCAAUAUCAGAUCAAAGAAGCAGCAACAGCAAUGUUUGUCUACCGGGGUAAAGUACCGUGGGGUUCGGCAAAGACCGUGGGGCAGAUGGGCGGCUGAGAUCAGGGAUCCUACGAGUCGAACCAGGGUCUGGCUUGGGACUUAUGACACUGCUGAAGAAGCUGCCUUGGUUUAUGACAGAGCCGCGAUUCGAAUCAAAGGCCCUGACGCUCUCACAAACUUUGUAAAGCCUCCUGUGAGACCUUCGUCACCGGAGAUUGAACUUGAAACGAUUUCCGGGUAUGAUUCUGGCCAAGAAUCGCAGUCUCUCUGUUCACCUACUUCUGUUCUCAGAUUUCAGUCCAAUGAGGAAGCCGAACUUCAAACCGAGUCCAAAGAUGACUCUUGCGAGCUUACCGAAAGUGAGUGGAGACCUGUUCAGGAACGCCCGGAAGAACCAACUAACUUAUCAGAUGGGUAUUUGUUAACAGAUCCGGGGGCUCUAUGUGAUUACUUUGAUUGCGAUAACCUUGCGCCAAUAUUUUUGGAUGAGAUGAGGUUACCAGAAGAGAGAAAUUUGGAACAAGAUUAUGGUGAUAUUUCUGUUAAAUUAGAUGUCGAUUUUGGGUCUUGUACGUGGGAUGUCGAUAAUUACUAUUAAGAUCAGUGUAGUUUGCCCUGCAAAACAUUACCAUGGAGUUGCAGCCCUGGAAAUGUUCAGAUGGUGCCCCUUUUUUGCUGGUAAAUACUUUUGUCAAGCGUAAUUCAUGUGAAUGUGAUGGUAAAUUCCGAGUGGAAUUUUGGAUACAUUUCCCGCAGUCUUUUACUUCCUCUCUACUACUUUCUAGGUGUGUUUCUCUACUACUACCACAGUGUGUAAAGAAAUGCCAAGCAAAUAUGUAAAUUCUUGCUUCUUCCAAGGGUUCUUUUUCGUGUAUGUGUUCCCCUUCUUUCGUGAAUUGAAUAGGUUCGGUGUGCGUUUCAAUUGGCGUGGACGUGGUGCGUGUGCUAGGAAGCGUGCUUUGCGGUUAUGGUUUUUAUUCAAAAAAGAGUAUAAUCUGAUUGUUUUUCUUUCGGUUUGUUCAUUUCUUUGCUUUAGAUCUUUUCCUUGUCUGUGUAUUUGAUGGGGGUCGGUGAGAUAUUUUUUUAAUUUUUAAUGGAGCACUGGCUCGCGGGGACUCAAAAAGGCUGCCAAGUUAAGCUAAAGUUGGUUCCCAUGUUCCACGGUUCGCCACCUUAGACGCUUGUUAGCCAUAAACGCUUUCUGGGUUUUUUUGUUAGGAGCCAUUCUUUUCAAGAAUGGCUUGCCGUCCAAUUCCAUGCCACUUGUUCCCUUGUUUGGUUUUCCUUGCGUCAAGGUUUAGAAGCCUGUUAAUCCAACGAGGAAAACAAUAUCAUUACCUGUUGGAAAUCUUACCACUUGAUGGUCUAAAAAUGUAUAGUUACGUUUCUUUCACUCUCUAUUUCUCGUGCUCUAAUUUCACCAUCGGUGUUAAAAAGUACGCGGUGAACCAUCUUGUUAUGUAAGAAUAUUUGAAGAGAAUAAGAGACACGUUUUGUUCCA